AUGCUCACGAGCUCGUGCUCGGCGCCCCCCCUCGUGGCCCUCGUGGGCCGGGCAAGCCUCGCGCCCCAGCUGCGGCCGGUCGGCGCGGAGGGGCGCCUCGAGGAGAAGCGGCGCGAGGCGCUCGCCAGGUUCGGCGCCCACCGGCGUAUCACCCUGGAGCCCAGCGCCGCGCUCCGCAGCAGCGGUGCCGCGCCGGCGCCGCCGGAGGCGGCCGAGGGUGCGGACGCGGCGAAGGACGCGGCCGUGGCGCGCUGUCGCGAGGCGGCGCUGGCAGCGUUCCGCAAGAGCGGGCGGAUCAGCAGUAAAAAGCUCAGCGGGACCUUCGAAGAACAGGAGAUUCAUCUGUCCUUCCUACCGAUGCUGUCCUCUCGCUCCUCCCUGUCGCGGGCCUCCAGCGGAGAAAUCAACGCGGAUCCCCGAAGCGUUCUGCUUAUGCAGUCUGUUUUUCGUCUGGACCGGGGGCUCGGCGGGCUGCUGCCGCUGUUGCUGGCCUCUCGCUCCUCCCUGUCGGGGGCCUCCAGCGGGAAUGUCGCUGGGGUGUCAUCAAGCUCCCCUCCCUAUUUCUUUUUUAACCGUGGGCAUCGACCGCGGUGCCAAGGGCAGCACUGA
Molecule: messenger RNA, 609 nt
Organism: Prorocentrum cordatum
Lineage: Eukaryota; Dinophyceae; Prorocentrales; Prorocentraceae
Source: the annotation of a GenBank genome assembly